GUGAUCCCUAGUCGUGAGGUCCACCCAGCUCCCAUACCACACCACCCCUCUCCCUCCUCCUUCUCUACUUCGCCAUGUCUGCGCCCAACCCCAAGGCCUUCCCGCUGGCCGACGCCGCGCUCACGAACCAGAUCCUCGACCUCGUGCAGCAGGCCGCGCACUACAAGCAGCUCAAGAAGGGCGCCAACGAGGCCACCAAGACGCUCAACCGCGGCAUUGCCGAGUUCAUCGUCAUGGUCGCCGACGUCGAGCCGAUUGAGAUCGUGCUGCACCUGCCGCUGCUGUGCGAGGACAAGAACGUGCCGUACGUCUUUGUGCCCUCCAAGACCGCCCUCGGCCGCGCGUGCGGCGUCUCGCGCCCCGUCGUCGCCUGCUCCGUCACCACCAACGAGGCGCGCGAGCUGCAGAGCCAGAUCCAGUCCGUCAAGCAGGCUAUCGAGCGUCUUCUCAUCUAAUUCAGCGUUACGCUUCGCCCGGCGCGCCAUGCACGCUCCAUGCUUCGCCGCUGAGCGGCUUGUAUUCUUUCCGCGGGCAAAAGCAAUGCCAGGGCUCUUUUCACCUUGCACCGUG
This is a messenger RNA of Tilletiopsis washingtonensis, 570 nucleotides long. Its product is annotated as putative SNU13-component of the U4/U6.U5 snRNP. Gene Ontology annotation, cellular component: box C/D methylation guide snoRNP complex; U4/U6 x U5 tri-snRNP complex; small-subunit processome. Gene Ontology annotation, biological process: ribosome biogenesis; maturation of SSU-rRNA; mRNA splicing, via spliceosome. Bases 75 to 455 code for a protein of 126 amino acids. NCBI's taxonomy places the organism in Eukaryota, Fungi, Basidiomycota, Exobasidiomycetes, Entylomatales. The record is from RefSeq and is a predicted model, not a curated record. The transcript has 3 exons. Gene Ontology annotation, molecular function: RNA binding.